GAGGGUGUAUCAGGGUUUAAUUUGUAUUCGCAGUCGCCUACUGGAGAAAUCCACGCGAAGGAGAAGUCGCCGUCGAGCUCUGGGAAAUGGAGGGAGGCGGCGCCGGACGUUUUGUUGGUUGAUGCGAGCGAUGUCAAAUCCGAUCGCCAUUUCAUGCUUCCGAUCGACGGAUCGCGGCUUCUCUCGCACUCCAUUUCUUCCCUCGUUCUUCAAAUCGGAGCUUGAGCUGCGCGUGGAUUGGAUUUGGGAGGUGGUUCGUCGUCCCGUCGUUUGAUUUUGUUCUGGAUUUGGAGCGGUAAGCUCGAGAUCGGCUACAGUUUAUCAACCAAAGCCCUAUAACCAAAACUUGGUUCGGAGGGAUGAACUGUCUUCCGCAGAAAUUUUUGAUCUGAUAAGCGGAAAGAUCAGUUAUUUGAUGAAUUUGAGGCGUUCUCGGUCGGUGAGGCUGCUUUCCCCCAAUUCGCCGAUGAGUCCACCGCCGGCCAUCAGCACAGUCUACUGCUGCGUCGCCAAAGGCAGAAAGGUGAUCUAUUUCUACAACAACGCCGGCCAGGAGCUUGAGACCCUCGCCGCCGAGUGCCUUCAGAACGCCCCCGUCUUCCAUUACUGGUACUUCCACACCGCCGGAAUGAGGACCUUCGGCUUCUUAAUAGCCGACGGCUACACUUACUUUGCGAUCGUCGAUCCCAGCGCGGGGAGUUCGUGGGUCCUCACAUUCCUGGAGAACAUCAGGGCCGCCUUCAGGAAGUCCCCCAGGAACGAGUUGAUCUCGGUCAUCGAACACUUGGUGUCGACGCUCAAAUACACGCCUCGUUCCUCCUUUUUGAUCCGCGAUGACAACGGCGAGGGGAGCCAUGCUUCACCUUCAAGAAGAAGUGAGGAAGACGAAGAUGACAUGGUGAUGAUCAACAUGCCAAUGCAGCAAGAACUGGAGGUUGCACCCUUGCAGAGUUUGAGCUCAAAUAGGCCGCCGCGGUCGCAGCCAGUCGUCGGAUACAAACUGUGGUGGCGCCAUGUAAAGCUCAUCGUCUCCGCGGAUAUCAUCCUUUGCCUGGUCUUGUUUUCGAUUUGGCUAGCGGCCUGCAACGGUUUUCAUUGUGUUUCCAAGUGAUGAGCAAACAUAUCGAAUAUGUGACUGAAGAAGAUCCAGGUAUACACAUACAUACAUCUUGUGAAUUAUUGAUGUUUAUCAACUGAUUUUUUGCAUCCUUUGUUUGUGUCUCUUAAUUUGUAUUCUUCAGUUUAAUUCAAGUUGUUUGGUUGAUUCUGCUUGUUUUACUUAGUACAUUGAAGAUAAGAAGUUGGAGUAACAAUUUGGUUCUUGAUGUCAA
Zingiber officinale is the source of this 1331-nucleotide messenger RNA. Its product is annotated as phytolongin Phyl1.1-like. The transcript has a single exon. The coding region runs from base 416 to 1111 and encodes 231 amino acids. NCBI's taxonomy places the organism in Eukaryota, Viridiplantae, Streptophyta, Magnoliopsida, Zingiberales, Zingiberaceae. The record is from RefSeq and is a predicted model, not a curated record. Gene Ontology annotation, cellular component: membrane.